Bursaphelenchus xylophilus (pine wood nematode) is the source of this 1534-nucleotide messenger RNA. The record is from the annotation of a GenBank genome assembly. Lineage: Eukaryota; Metazoa; Nematoda; Chromadorea; Rhabditida; Aphelenchoididae.
AUGGCGACUUUUCAUUACCAUCCCCAUGACAUGAAUCCCUAUGCUUGGGAUACGCCUUUGAAUUCAUCCUUUCCCAGCGAAAUUGAAUAUAACUCCGUUGAAACGCUUGAGAGCAUAAUAAACGUUCUUUACAAAUGCAGUUCGUGUGUUGGAGGAAUACUGACCUUCAUAUUGUUGUACCUGGUCCUCUUCCGAAGUCGCGGCGAACUGAAACCCUACUCGAAGAUCCUGUUGCUAUGUGGAAUGAGCGAUUUUGGAUAUUGGCUGACAGAUUCGACAGUUCAGUUUGUACGCAAUCACUCUUUGCUAUGAGAAUAUUUUUGGUCAGAUAAUCAUAGUUUAAUUUUUAGGCUUGUAAAAUCAAUGAUGGGGUUUUAUUGGUCAAAAUGAAUGGUCCAGCAAAGUAUUUAAGUUACAAUGGGCAAGCCUUCGCGCUGACUUUAUACGUUAUGCAUCUGACUUUAGUGGCGACCAUCCUACCGAGUCAAUAUUUCAGUCGGUAUUACGCUAUCACAAGGUGAGACUUGGGCAAGACAAGACUUACGAUAUUUCCCGUAAUUUAUUAUACAAAGCCUUGUUCAGAGGUCGGACUUUGACUGGCUGGCAAACCUUUGGCCUUUACUGUCUUUCCAUGUCAGUCUCCAUCCCAAUGGCCUUAACUGCCUAUCCGGGCUAUCGUUAUAGCGGCGAUGGAAGACCCGGAUUUAAUUACGCAACUCUCUGGUAUGACAUGAGGCCAGUUCCGACGCUCUUAGUCGGCGAUACUGUAAGUUUUACAUUCAUUUUGUAAGGGUUAUUUGAAACGAUUACAAUGUCUGAAUUCAGCGUGAUUUCUACAUGCAAACCUAUUUUAUGUUGGCCUUCUUUUCGCUUAGUGGAAGUUAUGUACUGGCUACGUAUUUUGGGGUGCUGACAAUUCGAAAACUCAAACAAAACGCGCAUAUGUACACUGAGAAAACGCAGAAAAUGCAGGAGCAACUAAACAGAACGUUGAUUGCACAAGUGAGUAGUUUGAUUGCAUUGCUAGAUGUUAGAUUAUUUUAAGACAAUCAUCUGUCGGGAAAAUAUUGUGGAUUCGUCUCGACUUGGAAUCGACCAUCAUCGCUUUUAUUUUGCUCCGACUAAUCCAUGCUAUUUUCCCGCCAGACUGAUAAAUCUUAAGUUUACGAGUUUUAAAGAAGAAUGCCUCGCCCAACGUGAUGUUAUCCCCUCCUUGAACUUUAUUCCUUUCCAGAGUAUCCUUCCCUUAUGUGUAUCUGUAGGCCCAGCCAUUGGAAUUGUUGUCCCCUCCUUCACAAGAUUUGAUACUGGUGUUGCUGCGCUUAUAACCGGCAACAUUUUGUCAUGGGUUCCCGUCUUCAAUCCGCUGUUCACUAUUCUGGUGAUAACUCCAUACCGCCGCCAUUUGAAGGCAUUGAUAUUUGGCCCAAUCAACAAGCUGAGUAUGCUCCUUGGACGACCCAGUAUGGUGGUCGAGAUCUCUCCCACUUCCGUCGCAUCUCAGACCAAAUAUACCAGCAAACUAAUGCGUUAA